Messenger RNA from Penicillium cinerascens, 1027 nucleotides. Its product is annotated as NADPH oxidase family protein. The transcript has 3 exons. Bases 638 to 1027 code for a protein of 129 amino acids. The record is from RefSeq and is a predicted model, not a curated record. Gene Ontology annotation, molecular function: ferric-chelate reductase activity. Gene Ontology annotation, cellular component: plasma membrane. Gene Ontology annotation, biological process: iron ion transport; intracellular iron ion homeostasis; copper ion import. NCBI's taxonomy places the organism in Eukaryota, Fungi, Ascomycota, Eurotiomycetes, Eurotiales, Aspergillaceae.
GCUUUCAGUGAUCAACAUAAGCUUCCUCUUCUUAGCACACCAUCUAGGCUUCCUUGCAAAUGCUAUUGGUGUUUCUUUGAAGACGUGCAAGCAGAUCCAUCAGGCCGUGGGCUGGAUAACCGGCGUUCUUCUUAUUUUACACAUCAUCAUGGCCAUGAUAGAUGAACAGAAGGGCUGGAGCCUUCGUAAGAAAGCCAAUCUCUUCGCGUUUAUUGGUGCUAUGAUGAUGGCCGUGCUUCUAUUGUUAUCCUUCCCUGUCGCGCGUCGAUUCCUCUACGAGCCAUUUCUUCGACUACACCAAGCCUUAGCCACAGCUUGCAUAUAUUUUGUGUGGCAUCAUCUACCAUCCGAUAAUCUACUGCCUCGGCUAUAUGUUUACAUUCCGUUAGGCCUAGUGCUACUUACAUUCCUAGUCGAAGUCUAUCUUUUUGUCGUUAGGAAUGAUGUCUUCCCCUCACGUCCUUAUUCUCGUGCCUCCAUUAGAUGUGGCUAGAUGCAGGAUACAUUGAUUCAAGAUAUAACCCCGCUGAAAGUAAGGGUUACACUUCCACGGCCUUUAUAUAUCCAGGCGGGUCAAUACAUAAACCUCUAGGUACCUACGGCAAGCCUCUUCUCCUGGGUUCAGACACACCCAUUCAUGGUGACAUCUUGGUCACCAGAAAAACAAGAUGCCCUAGAGCUUUUUGUUCAACCUCGGAAAGGGCUCACAGAGACCAUUUACCACCGUACAGCCCUGGAUGGCUAUACAUCCUUGACAGCAUUUAUUACCGGGCCGUAUAGAGUCAGCAAAUCCGUGGACCAUUACGAAUGUAUCCUAGCAAUUGCGACCGAUUUUGGUAUAGCAGGAGUUAUCUCUUACCUGAAAAAGCUUCUCUACGGAUAUAACACUUAUACCUCACAAGUGCGUCGGGUACAUUUCGUGUGGGAAAUCCAAACUUUGGAUAUUGCGGUUGCAGCGCAACCACUUCUAAACAGCUUGCUAAGCGAUGAUGUCUUAGAUGAUGGCUAUAUUAGUUGGGUCUUUUGA